Molecule: messenger RNA, 459 nt
Organism: Orycteropus afer afer
Lineage: Eukaryota; Metazoa; Chordata; Mammalia; Tubulidentata; Orycteropodidae
Gene: ATOH7
Product: atonal bHLH transcription factor 7
Exons: 1
Coding region: 1-459 (152 amino acids)
Biological process (GO): neural retina development; regulation of DNA-templated transcription
Molecular function (GO): protein dimerization activity
Source: RefSeq, a predicted model, not a curated record
AUGAAAUCCUGCAAGCCUAGCGGCCCGGCGGCGGGAGCGCGCGUCGCGCCCCCGUGCGCGGGCGGCGCCGAGUGCGCGGGCACUUGCGCCGGGCCCGAACGGCUGGAGAGCGCAGCGCGCAGGCGUCUGGCAGCCAACGCGCGCGAGCGGCGCCGGAUGCAGGGGCUUAAUACAGCCUUCGACCGACUGCGCAGGGUGGUUCCCCAGUGGGGCCAGGAUAAAAAGCUGUCCAAGUACGAGACCCUGCAGAUGGCAUUGAGCUACAUCAUGGCUCUGACCCGCAUCCUGGCCGAGGCCGAGCGAUUCAGUUCAGAACGGGACUGGAUGACUCUCCAGUGUGAGCACUUCGGCCGCGACCACUACCUCCCGUUUGCGGGCGCGAAGCUGUCGGGCGAGAGUGAGCCCUACAGCCAGAGGCUCUUCAGCUUCCAGCCCGAGCCCUUUCAGAUGGCCAAUUAG